Lotus japonicus is the source of this 2300-nucleotide messenger RNA. RefSeq names its product pentatricopeptide repeat-containing protein At1g09900. Gene Ontology annotation, molecular function: protein binding. The record is from RefSeq and is a predicted model, not a curated record. Lineage: Eukaryota; Viridiplantae; Streptophyta; Magnoliopsida; Fabales; Fabaceae. The transcript has a single exon. Bases 144 to 1967 code for a protein of 607 amino acids.
UCUCUGUACAAGGCGACACCACAGGUAUUGGAUAAGCAACCAGUUCAACACACUUCACCUCCAUUCUCUUCUUCCCUAAACUCAAAACCCUAAUCUCUUUCUCUCUCUGUUCCACUGCGUCUUCUCGUGGUGAAACCAAACCAAUGGAUUUGGUAGCACCCCACGAACAAUUUUGCUCAAUUCACCACUUCCACACAGAAACCACAACGUGUAGCUUCAGAGCCAGGGUUUCAUGCCCUUUCAUUGUAUCUUCUGACAGUGUUUGUCACUUCACAAAACUGAACAAGAAGAAGGCUUCUAGUUCUAGGUCUAGGUCUAGCAAGCAUUUGGGCAAUCGCGUAUUCGCCAUUUCCAGGUCUGAAACCUCUGGUUUGAAUGGCAAAUUGCAACACUUCGGUAGAACCCCAAAUAGGGAUUUCAAUGGCAUAGAGUUUUCUCCCAAUGGGGGGGUUAACGGUUCCGAUAAUUUCGAGGAUUCUGAGAGUAACAAUCAUCUCCGGAGACUGGUUAGAAAUGGGGAGUUGGAGGAAGGGUUUAGGCUUUUGCAGCGGAUGACUUACCAAGGCGAUAUACCGGAUGUUAUUGCUUGUACUUGCCUGAUUCGUAAUUUUUGCAGGACCGGGAGGACUAAGAAGGCGGCGCGAGUCAUGGAGAUUCUGGAGGAUUCUGGUGCUGUUCCUGAUGUUAUUACCUACAAUGUGCUGAUUGGGGGGUACUGUAAAUCAGGGGAGAUUGGUAGGGCUUUGCAGAUGUUGGAACGAAUGAGUGUUGCGCCGGAUGUUGUUACAUAUAACACGAUAUUGCGAAGUUUGUGUGAUAGUGGGAAGUUGAAGCAAGCAAUGGAGGUUCUUGAGAGGCAGCUGCAGAGAGACUGUUAUCCUGAUGUGAUUACUUACACUAUAUUGAUUGAAGCGACUUGUAAAGAAAGUGGGGUUGGUCAGGCGAUGAAGUUGUUGGAUGAGAUGAGGAUCAAAGGAUGUAAACCUGAUGUGGUUACUUAUAAUGUUCUUAUCAAUGGUAUUUGCAAGGAAGGUAGGUUGGAUGAGGCGAUUAAGUUUUUGAACAACAUGCCAUCCUAUGGUUGUCAACCGAAUGUGAUUACCCAUAAUAUUAUUUUGCGAAGCUUAUGUAGUACUGGAAGAUGGAUGGAUGCUGAGAAGCUGCUAGCUGACAUGGUUGGAAAGGGAUGUGCCCCUAGUGUUGUUACUUUCAAUAUCUUGAUUAACUUCCUGUGCCGGAAAGGGUUACUAGGAAGAGCCAUUGAUAUAUUGGAGAAGAUGCCAAAUCAUGGUUGUACUCCAAAUUCCUUAAGUUACAAUCCAUUGCUUCAUGGGUUUUGUCAAGAAAAAAAGAUGGAUAGAGCAAUUGAGUAUUUGGAAAUAAUGGCAUCUAGGGGUUGUUACCCGGAUAUAGUGACAUAUAAUACUUUGCUUACAGCGCUAUGCAAGGACGGGAAGGUGGAUGUUGCUGUUGAGAUACUGAAUCAACUAAGCAGCAAGGGGUGCUCUCCUGUUUUGAUUACUUACAAUACUGUUAUUGAUGGGCUUUCUAAGGUGGGAAAGACAGAGGCUGCUGUGGAACUCUUGGAAGAGAUGUGCAGAAAGGGUCUUAAACCUGACAUAAUUACAUACUCUUCACUGCUUGGUGGGCUUAGUCGCGAAGGAAAGGUUGAUGAAGCCAUCAAAAUUUUCCAUGACUUGGAAAGAUUAGGUAUUAGGCCCAAUGCCGUGGCUUACAAUGCAAUCAUGUUGGGACUCUGCAAGGCUCAGCAAACGAGUCGCGCUAUUGAUUUUCUGGAAUAUAUGAUAGGAAAAGGAUGCAAACCUACUGAAGCUACAUAUACCAUUCUAAUAGAAGGCAUUGCUUUUGAAGGAUUAGCUGAGGAAGCUUUGGAGUUAUUAAAUGAGUUGUGCUUAAGAGGAUUUGUGAAGAAAAGUUCAGCUGAUAGGGUAGCAGUCAAGAUGUAGGACAAAAUGCAUUUUUACAUGGUACUCCUCCUAGAUAGACAUGUUAUAAUUUUGAGCACUUAGAUUUUGUUAGACUGCAAUGUUAGCGACUUCAUGGUCUGAAUUUUGGAUUAUUGUUUUGAGCGGAGAGAGGUCAUUGUGAAAUGCAUGUCAAUCUUUGAGUCAGAUAUUUUUAUCCUACAUUAUAUUUUAUACUGCUUGGGCCUUCCGUGGAGAUUGUUUGUGAGUCUCAACUUGUAAGAUAUUUAAAGGAUGACAGUUGCUUGAUUGGAAAUAGGGAUACAUUAAUUUCAAAAGGCAAUUUCAGACACCUCAUUAUUUUGUUUAGAGCAA